Penicillium riverlandense is the source of this 1164-nucleotide messenger RNA. RefSeq names its product SWIRM domain-containing protein. NCBI's taxonomy places the organism in Eukaryota, Fungi, Ascomycota, Eurotiomycetes, Eurotiales, Aspergillaceae. The record is from RefSeq and is a predicted model, not a curated record. Gene Ontology annotation, biological process: chromatin remodeling; regulation of transcription by RNA polymerase II. Gene Ontology annotation, cellular component: nucleus; SAGA-type complex. The transcript has a single exon. Bases 1 to 1164 code for a protein of 387 amino acids. Gene Ontology annotation, molecular function: transcription coactivator activity; chromatin binding; protein binding.
AUGACCUCAUCCGUUGGGCUGCAGCAAGGCAAGCGCCCAACCACCAUGAAUAAUCACCUCCCCUCGGUGUCCAGCCUCAUGUCGCCUCCCGAGACGAAGCCGCUCGAGAGCUUUCACUCCUCCUUCUCGCCGCUGAUGCCUCGGGACACGUCGCUCGGUGGCGAUGUCACGCUCCCGCCCAUCUCAGCAGAUCGGAAGCGCACCCAGUCCGAGAUGGACCUGCCUUCCCCACCAGUGACCCCGUACACGGGGAACAAGAAGAGGAGAUCGCAAACGGCAGAGCAGAUCGAGCGAGAUGUCAGCUCGUCGCGGGACCCUGUCCUCUUCCCGCGCCACGAUUCCAUCACCGAGGUUGCCACUGAUGAGCCGCUCUUCGGCCCCAUCGCCCCGCCAGCCGCUCAGGCCCUUGUGGAGCAGCACAUCAAUUCCCACAUGGCCAGGUUUGACAACAAACUGAACAAACCGACCCGGGAUGAAUAUCUCCUGGCGCUGUCGUGUGUGCCGAUGGUGUCGACCCACUACAACCGCAACCCGCUGGCCUGGGCCAGGGAGGAACGCGAGACCCUCGAGCGCCAGCUGAUCUUGAUGAACCGUUAUCGUCCCGACGCGGAGGCGAAGCUGAAGAAGAUCGCCCCAGCCCCAUCCAAGAAGAUGGGAAUCGCCCACACACGGGUGCAGCGCGCACCCCGCGUCAAGCGAACCCCCAAAUCUACCCCCAAACAACAGGCCCUGGAUCACUUUGAUUCCCCCGGGUCGGCCGCGAAACCCUCCCGCACCCUGGGAACCGCCCGGGAUGACACAGACUUUCACUCUCUCCAGGACUACUCACCCUCGGUGGAAACGCUCGGUGGCAAUGCGAAAGCCCUGAAAGCGGACUGGAAGGGCCAGAUGUUAGACUUGAGCAAUGACCCGGACCGACAUCUACUCAGCCCGGCCGAGCUCAACCUUGCCUCCACGUUGCGCCUGUCGUGCGCGACAUAUCUCUGCAGCAAGCGCCGUAUCUUUGAAGCCCGCGUCAAGGCUUUGGGAGUCGGCAAGGAGUUCCGCAAGACGGAUGCUCAGCAAGCCUGCAAGAUUGAUGUCAACAAAGCAAGCAAGCUUUGGACGGCCUAUGAGCGUGUUGGCUGGUUCAAACCUGAGCUUUUCACCCGGUUUCUGCGGUGA